AUGGCCAGUUGUUUACAUUGGUUGCCAGGUGAACGAUUUUCAAGGUCACACCACUGUGAUGUCAUCAGUCUUUCACCAGAGCUGGCCAGCUUUGUCUUUAACAACUCAUCCCCUCUCAUACUUGCCCCUCCAAUUUUAUUCAGUACUGCUUUGGCUACUGUUAGAGCUUCAAUCACGGAGAUUCACGUAGCUGCUGCUGCUGCAACCUUCCGAGUUUCCAAGCAUGGCCAGCAUGGCCAGCAUGGCCAGCAUAGCCUGCAUGCCCCGACUGAUGCUAGCACCUAUUCAAAAUCAGCUCCUUCCUCAGACAGCACCCUGAAAUCUUCCCAAGAAUUGCUGAAGGUGUGCAUCAUUGGUUCUGGAAACUGGGGAAGCACAAUUGCAAAAGUCAUUGGCAACAAUGUUAUGGAUUCCACAACAUUUGACAAAGAUGUGAACCUCUGGGUAUUUGAAGAGGAAGUUGAUGGAAAGAAUCUGUCAGAUAUCAUCAAUGAGGAACAUGAGAACACAAAAUACCUGCCAGGGCACAAGAUACCUCCCAAUGUGGUGGCCAUUCCAGAUUUGGUGACUGCAGUAUGUGAAGCUGAUAUCCUCGUAUUCAUCACACCUCAUGAAUAUAUCCAGAAAACCUGCACUGACAUGGAAGGUCAUUUGAAGCCUGGGGCAUUUGGAAUCUCCCUUGUCAAGGGAAUUCAUGAAAGUCCUGGGAAUUUGAGGCUGACCUCUGACAUCAUCCAGGAGAUUCUUGACAUUGAAAUGAGUGUGUUGAUGGGGGCUAACAUUGCUAAUGAGGUGGCUGAAGAAAAGUUCUGUGAAGCCACUAUCGGAUGUACAAACCCAAAACAUGGAAAGAUCUUUAAGGAAUUAUUUGAAACAAUCAACUUCCGAAUGACGAUAGUAGAAGACAAUGAAGCUGUGGAGCUCUGUGGAGCACUGAAAAAUAUUGUGGCACUUGGAGCUGGCUUCAUUGAUGGCUUGGGCCAUGGGGAUAAUACUAAGGCAGCAGUCAUCCGCCUUGGAUUCUUGGAAAUGAUUAAUUUUGCUAAGAUCUUCUGCAAGAAGCCUGCCCAGAUCACCACCUUCCUGGAAAGCUGUGGGAUUGCUGACCUCAUAACCACCUGUUAUGGAGGUCGAAGUAGGAAAGUAGCUGAAGCCUUUGCACAAACAGGAAAGCCCAUUGAAGAGUUAGAACAAGAAAUACUCAAUGGACAAAAACUUCAGGGGCCUGCAACUGUUAGAGAAGUCUACAAGAUCCUGAAAAAGAAAAACAUGGAUGAUAAGUUUCCAAUAUUUGUCUGCAUCUAUCAAAUAUGUUGUGAGGGAAAGCCACCGAAAGAUUUCAUCACUUGCCUGCAGAAUCAUCCACACCAUAAAUGAUUUGCUGAUUCAUGCAAAAGAACCAUCCUAAUCACUAAUAAAGGGAGAUAAGGCCUGACAA
Molecule: messenger RNA, 1438 nt
Organism: Antechinus flavipes (yellow-footed antechinus)
Lineage: Eukaryota; Metazoa; Chordata; Mammalia; Dasyuromorphia; Dasyuridae
Product: glycerol-3-phosphate dehydrogenase [NAD(+)], cytoplasmic-like
Exons: 9
Coding region: 1-1377 (458 amino acids)
Biological process (GO): glycerol-3-phosphate catabolic process; carbohydrate metabolic process
Cellular component (GO): glycerol-3-phosphate dehydrogenase (FAD) complex; cytosol
Molecular function (GO): NAD binding; glycerol-3-phosphate dehydrogenase [NAD(P)+] activity; protein homodimerization activity
Source: RefSeq, a predicted model, not a curated record